AUGCCUGUUACAACUUUCGACUUCAAGGAAAAAUACCGUUACCAAGUCGGCUUCGACUCCCAGCUUGAGUCCGAAGCCGUCCCCGGAGCACUCCCGAUCGGCCAAAACUCCCCGCAAAAGUCGCCCCACGGCCUUUACGCCGAGAAGCUCUCCGGCACCUCCUUCACGGCACCGCGCCACGAGAGCAAGCAAGCCUGGCUAUACCGCAUACUCCCUUCCUGCGCACACCCGCCCUACGCUCCCACAAAGACCCCAGAGCCCAAGGCCGAGCCGUCGAAGCUCCAGUACAUCCCCAACCAGUUGCGAUGGGACCCAUUCGACCAUGACGAAGCGAAGCACUGGGACUUUGUCGAGGGCCUGCGGCUCGUCGCUGGAGCUGGAGAUCCUACGCUGAAGCAGGGUAUUGGCAUGUACGUGUACGCCGCGGGCAGGAGCAUGGAUGAGAAGUCCGCAUUUUACUCUGCCGAUGGCGACCUCCUGAUCGUCCCUCAGGAAGGCGUUUUGGAUAUCCGGACCGAGUUCGGCUGGCUCCUCGUCAGACCGCUCGAGAUCGCCGUCAUUCCGCGCGGCAUCAAGUACCAAGUCCACCUGGCCUCCGGCCCGGUCAGGGGCUAUGCGUUGGAGCUGUACCAAGGCCACUUCAUCCUGCCGGAGCUGGGGCCGAUCGGUACCAACGGCCUCGCCAACCCGCGCGACUUCCAGGUUCCCGUCGCAUGCUUCAGCGAAGAUUUUGGCGCCACUGCUCACGAGGGAUCUAAUACGUACUCUGUCACGGUGAAGUUCAACAACGACUUCUUCCAGACGAAACAGUCGCACACGCCAUUCGACGUCGUCGCGUGGCACGGAAACUACUACCCGUUCAAGUACGACCUGGGCCGGUUCAACACCAUCGGCACCAUUUCCUACGACCACCCCGACCCCUCCAUCUUCACCGUUCUCUCCGCCCCCAGCGGCGUCCCCGGCACAGCCAUUGCUGACUUCGUCAUCUUCCCGCCCCGUUGGCUCGUCGCCGAGGAUACCUUCCGCCCACCUUACUACCACCGCAACACGAUGUCCGAGUUCAUGGGCUUGAUCACUGGCGGGUAUGACGCCAAGCGCGGCGGGUCUGGAGGCUUCGUGCCCGGCGGCGCAAGUUUGCACAACACCAUGAGCGGUCACGGGCCCGACGCUGAGAGCGGAGAGGGCGCAAGGAACGCGGAGCUGAAGCCGGCCAAGGUCGGCGAGGGGAGCUGCGCCUUCAUGUUCGAGAGCUGUGCUAUGGUUGGCGUUACCGAGUGGGGUCUGAGGACGUGUCAGAAGGUUCAGGAGAAGUAUAACGAGGAGAGCUGGGGAGGUGUGCCUGUGCACUGGAAGAGGCCGGAGGGGGCUGCCUCGGAGGGACACUUGCUGUAG
Colletotrichum truncatum is the source of this 1392-nucleotide messenger RNA. Its product is annotated as homogentisate -dioxygenase. Gene Ontology annotation, cellular component: cytoplasm. Gene Ontology annotation, biological process: L-phenylalanine catabolic process. Gene Ontology annotation, molecular function: homogentisate 1,2-dioxygenase activity. Lineage: Eukaryota; Fungi; Ascomycota; Sordariomycetes; Glomerellales; Glomerellaceae. The record is from RefSeq and is a predicted model, not a curated record.